Tachyglossus aculeatus (Australian echidna) is the source of this 2820-nucleotide messenger RNA. RefSeq names its product SET nuclear proto-oncogene (gene SET). The transcript has 8 exons. Gene Ontology annotation, cellular component: nucleus; chromatin. Gene Ontology annotation, molecular function: histone binding; chromatin binding. The coding region runs from base 19 to 852 and encodes 277 amino acids. NCBI's taxonomy places the organism in Eukaryota, Metazoa, Chordata, Mammalia, Monotremata, Tachyglossidae. Gene Ontology annotation, biological process: nucleosome assembly. The record is from RefSeq and is a predicted model, not a curated record.
GCCACCGCGACGGCCACCAUGUCGGCGCCGGCGGCCAAAGUCAGUAAAAAGGAGCUCAACUCCAACCACGACGGGGCCGACGAGACCUCAGAAAAAGAGCAACAAGAAGCAAUUGAACAUAUUGAUGAAGUACAGAACGAAAUAGACAGACUGAAUGAACAAGCCAGCGAGGAAAUUUUGAAAGUAGAACAGAAAUAUAACAAACUCCGCCAACCAUUCUUCCAGAAGAGGUCAGAAUUGAUCGCCAAAAUCCCAAACUUCUGGGUAACAACAUUUGUCAAUCACCCACAAGUAUCUGCACUGCUGGGGGAAGAAGAUGAAGAGGCGCUGCAUUAUUUGACCAGAGUUGAAGUGACAGAGUUUGAAGAUAUCAAAUCAGGUUACAGAAUAGAUUUUUAUUUUGAUGAAAACCCUUACUUUGAAAAUAAAGUUCUCUCCAAAGAGUUUCAUCUUAAUGAGAGUGGAGACCCAUCUUCAAAGUCAACUGAGAUCAAAUGGAAAUCUGGGAAGGAUUUGACAAAACGUUCGAGUCAGACGCAGAACAAAGCCAGCCGAAAGAGACAGCACGAAGAACCAGAAAGUUUUUUCACUUGGUUCACUGACCACUCUGAUGCGGGCGCAGAUGAGUUAGGAGAAGUCAUCAAAGACGACAUCUGGCCAAAUCCUUUACAAUAUUACUUGGUUCCUGACAUGGAUGAUGAAGAAGGGGAAGGGGAAGAAGAUGACGACGACGACGAAGAGGAGGAGGGUUUGGAGGACAUAGAUGAAGAAGGCGAUGAAGAUGAAGGCGAAGAAGAUGAAGAUGAUGAUGAGGGAGAAGAGGGAGAGGAGGAUGAAGGAGAAGAUGACUAAUAGAAGAACACUGAUGGAUUCCAGCCCCCCUUUUCCUUUUUAAUUUUCUCCAGUCCCUGGGAGCAAGUUGCUGUCUUUUUGUUUUUUGUUUUUUUUUUUUUCCUCUUGUGCUCAGUCACCUUGUUCUCUUGAGGUGUCUUUUUCUCUCCUCUUUACACCAUGGUUCACAACUUUUUUUUUUUUGGGCGGGGGGGAUACGUUGAGCAGAAUACAAUGGAUAAAGAUUCUACCAAUUUUUCUGUUCCAAGUUCAUUUUUACCCCUUCCUCUCUCAAAGCAAAAACUGUUUAUGGAAUCAACACACCGUGUUCUGUGGGAAAAAAGAAAACCUUCCGCUCCCUUCACUCUGCUGGAAGCUGAAGAGUGCUAGGCCCCUGUGUAGUAGUGCAUAGAAUUCUAGCUUUUUUCCUUCUUUCUCUGUAUAUUGGGCUCAGAGAUUACACUGUGUCUCUAUGUGAAUAUGGACAGUUAGCAUUUACCAACAUGUACCUGUCUACUUUCUCUUGUUUAAAAAAAGAAAAAAAAAACCUAAAAAAAUGGGGAUAAUAGAAGGUCAGCAAGGGUGGGUUUGAGAUGUUUGGGUGGGUUAAGUGGGCAUUUUGACAACAUGGCUUCUUCUCCUUUGGCAUGUUUAAUUGUGAUGUUUAACAGACAUCCUUGCAGUUUAAAAUGACACUUUUAAAAUAAAAUUCUCUCCUAAUAAUGACUUUGAGCCCUGCCACUCGAUGGAGAAUCAGCAGAACUUGUAGGAUCUUAUUUGGAAUUGCCAUUCUCUAUUGUAAUUUUGUUCUUGUUUAUUUUUAAAUUUUCUUUUUUGUUUCACUGGAAAGGAAAGAAAGAUGCUCAGUUUUAAACGUUAAAGUGUACAAGUUGCUUUGUUACAAUAAAACUAAAUGUGUACACAAAGGAUUUGAUGGUCUUCUCUCAGAACAGGGUAUGCUUCAGACCCGAUUGUUUCCAACCUUGUCCAAACCACGAUGUCACUGAAUCUGGCACAUUUUUGUGUUUUGUCGAUAUAUAUAUAUAUAUAAAAAUAUAUAUAUUUUGUGUGUGUGUGUGAUAUGCACUUUGCAAGACGACCUCAGGGCUGUAUGGACUGAUCUGAUCGAAUCGAAGAGUCUGGAGUCAGUGUGCCAAUCAGUGUUCCCGUAGCUAGGAAAGUCUCUCUAACUUGACGUGGGUAGAAAUUGGCCGUGAAUCCCGCUACCCAGAACACUCGCUGUCAAGGCCGGCCAAGCAGUCAAAAAGGAGUUGGUGUGUUGUGCACACUGGACUUUUUAAAAUUGACUUGCCUGGCUGCUUCGACACCUACGUCGGUUGUGAUUCCGUUUUUUAACACAUGCAGUUGAUACAAAAAAAAAAAAUAAAAAUAAACGUCGCUGUUUGUGCCUGUCACCACCAGACUCGGGUGCACUAAUAAUCCAGUUUGCAACCAGGACAGAUGCUUGAACGUCUCCAAUAGCCGUUAGCUCUGUUAACGAAGAGAGUCCAAUAGAAGGAGCCAAAACAAUUCUCUGGGUGCUGGCGGUGAGGAACUCAGGUUAGGAGUCCUUUUUUUAUCUUCACGUACCACCUGCCAAGCCAAAGGCUCCCCAGACUUGACUCUGACUACACAAAUCCGAUGAGAUGGACUGUGCUUUUCGUUCGCUCGAUGGCAGCGGUGCAUAUAAACGUCAUUUAAGGAAGUCGCUACCUUAUGUUUAGGCUUUUAACAAUGCCGUGAAGCUUAGUUUCAAGCCACUUCACAUUUUCCAAGACGUGGUUUUCGAUGAAGGCCGGCCUGUUCAAAUGCAAAAGCUUUUCGAUGUAUUAAAAACUUGAUAUACAGAACUAUUCCAUCAAGAGGCAAAGUGUAACACAACCUGUUUAGAUGGAUAGAAUGUACCUUCUCUGCACAGGUCUUCGUGUUUAGUAAUACAUCACUGUAUACUGGUCAGGAAUCUUGCUCCAAUAAAGGAACAUAAAGAUU